Messenger RNA from Iphiclides podalirius (scarce swallowtail), 525 nucleotides. The record is from the annotation of a GenBank genome assembly. NCBI's taxonomy places the organism in Eukaryota, Metazoa, Arthropoda, Insecta, Lepidoptera, Papilionidae.
AUGACAUGCAACACUGACUUUCUUUCACUUCAACAAAUACAAGUGUCGGGAAUGGCGGACGCACCGUCGACAGCUCCUAAGGCGAAAGCGCCUAAAUCAAAGGCUCCAAAGGAGAAGGCCGCUAAGGCUGCUCCCGCGGCACCUGCUGAGCCACCAAAGGCGGUGCGCAAAGUAAACCCUAAACCGCGCCACGGCAGGCUUUAUGCCAAAGCUGUUUUCACAGGAUAUAAACGUGGUCUUCGUAACCAACAUGAAAACACAGCUCUUUUAAAGGUAGAGGGUGCUCGUAGCCGUGAGGAUGCCAUCUUCUAUGCGGGCAAAAAAUGUGUCUUUGUGUACAGAGCGAAGAAAAGGACCCCCAUAGCUGGUGGGCCCCGAGGCAAGAAGACAAAGCUGCGUGCCAUCUGGGGCAAGGUGACCAGGCCGCACGGCAACUCGGGUGGGGUCAGGGCUCGCUUCAAGAAUAAUCUGCCCGCACACGCCAUGGGACACAGGAUACGCGUCAUGUUGUACCCGUCCAGGAUC